Messenger RNA from Drosophila elegans, 600 nucleotides. RefSeq lists its product as uncharacterized. The record is from RefSeq and is a predicted model, not a curated record. Bases 21 to 533 code for a protein of 170 amino acids. NCBI's taxonomy places the organism in Eukaryota, Metazoa, Arthropoda, Insecta, Diptera, Drosophilidae. The transcript is spliced from 2 exons.
UUCGUUUUUGUAUUUUACUUAUGCUGGUGGGCGAGGCUUAUAUGAUCCUGCCAAAAACGUAUGAAGUGCGUUUUGAAUCUUUUAACUCAACGUGCGGCGAGUAUUGUGAUUUUAGCAAAAUUCGACUUAUGGGACGAGAUCACAAGGCAAAUGGAACCAUGGAGUUGAAGCAAGACUUUGACAAUGAUAACUUUUUCGUCUCCGGUGAAAGUUUCAUCGAUUCCAAUGGCAGCGGAGAGUACAAGAAGCUUCCCUUCACCAUUCCCAAGCAACCCAUCUGCAAUGCUUUGGAAUCAUAUGCGGUCUACUUUGACGCGAGCUUGAAGUAUGGAGAGAACACCGACUUUCCCCUCGACGCCCGCCCAUGUCCCGUGCCAAAGGGGGUCUACUAUUUCAAGGAUGUGCUCAUCAAAACUGACGAUUGGCCGGCCAUUAUGCCGCGAGGCUAUUUUAAAGCCGUUGCCAACCUGAUUAAGAAUGAUGAGGUUGUCGCUUCUCUUGAAAUUGUUGCCCAUAUCACUGACCUAUUUUAACCGCAAUUUACCUUCUCGAAAUAUUUUAAUUUUAGCAACGUAAAAUAUGAUAAAUGAAGAAGCUUGA